UUCUCAUAGCAUGACAUAUAGCGCUGUUGUUGACGUUUUUAGCAAUAUUCUUAGUUUUUUCUUUUUAUUUUAUUUUCCCGCGUCUAUUUUGCCCUCUGAUGUCCAUAAGAAAUGGAGAUAAUCAAGAAAAAGAGGAGAAUUACAGUGAUAUCGGAGAGGUGGUUGAUAAAACUAUCAUUUCUGACGGAUACAAAGAUAUCUCGUCACAAAUCGCUUUCCGUGGCUUCGAGAAGUUACCCAGAGUCGUUGUGGCGCGCUACGACAUAACUCCUUACCUACAAAAGGCAAAUCCCGAAGAAUCUGGCAAGAAACCUCGUUUGAAACGGAAGCUCAGGGGUCCAAUCUCAAAACACCGGUUUUUGGACAAUUGUUCUAUACAACUAGUGAGAGAGGACCUCAAUAAGCUAAAGGAAGAACUUGAUAAGAGUCGGACCGUAGAUUCAGGUUCUGACAGCGAACUAGACUCGACAAUGUUGACUAUGAGGUGUAAAAUUUGUGAUAAAGGAUACUCGAAUAAACGGAAGCUUUUGAAACACCAGGAAAAUAAACACAUGGUCAUUUGUAAGCCACAAAAACGAGUUUCCUUCUCAGACAAAGUAACAGUCCAUGAAGUCAAAGAAUACCAUAAAUGCAGGAAGUGUCCGAAGAUCUUUGAAGCGUACCAGCUACUUCGGUCACACAUGAAACUGCAUCACAAGAAGCGUAAAUCCUAUAUCUGCAACUAUUGCAGUAAGAACUUUGUUGACCGCACAUUCUUCAAAGUUCAUAUCAGACUGCACUGCGAUGUUUGCGGAGAAUUUUUACCGAAUAAGCUGAGAUAUAAUGAUCAUAGACGGAACGUGUGCAGAGUUUUGAAACGCCACACUUGUAAGAUUUGUGACGAUAUUUACUUUAGAUUCAUGGAUUUGAAAGAUCACAGUUACGAUCAUUCCACAAUUAGCUAUGUGUGUGAUGUCUGCAAGGAUCAAUGCACCAGUAAAUGUGCACUAGCACAUCAUAUUGCAUUCCUACACUCAAAUGACAGACCUACCUGCCUAUACGCUAUGCGUAACUUGGGUAACGAGAGACUCUACUUAUGUAACUUCUGCGAAGAAAGCUCCGUUGAACGAGAUGCUUUAGAACUUCACGUACAAUUGUUACCGGACUUAACAAAUAAAGCUAUGACUGGCUAUAAAGACUAUUACUUCUGUGACCAAUGCUUUAAAAAGUUUGACACGGAAUCAGAUAUGUUACAACACAAAUGGACACAUUUUCUAAUCACAAGUGAUAAUUCACAAGAACGGAAAAAAGUGAAGAAAGAUUUGAAAAUGACGUACAAAUGUGAUGAACCGCUCCCACUCUUUUUGCAACCGAAACUAGUUUUGGAGAAGAUUAAAGUUGGGGGUAAAGUUCUUAAGGACACCGUUGCAUUCGUUGAUGUGAAAAAGUUUGAUAUUCAUAACGGAAAUAUUAAGAAGGCCAUCGUUGAUCCGAAGAGCAAAAAGACUAUUAUUUCCAAGUACCAGUGUCAGACCUGCUACAAAUACUACUCAUCAAACCAUAGCCUGAACCGUCAUAUUGAAACACAACACUCAAACUAUGAAACACUACAAUGUAAAGUCUGCGAAGAAACCUUCGUCUGGCCAUCACUGCUCCGUUCACACAAAUGUAUACGUCUCAACCACCCAGAAAUGCCGUUCCAGGACGCUAGACCAGAAAUCCAUUUUGAUAAUUUACACGAAAUCACUCAAAAUGGAUUCGAUGACCUAAAUAUAGAGGAAAAUGAAGAUUAUAUGCAGUCCGUGGACUUUGAAAUUCCUGCCCCAAUUGUGGAGUUAACGGAAUAUGGUUCACUGAAUCCGGUCGUUGAAAAGUUUGCUCCGUUGCAAAAUCUUGGCUACACGCUUGUUAUGCAAGAGGUGCCUAUUGAGUUUUAAAUGUGUAUAUAUAAAAUAGUGCGUCUUGUGAUCUGUUUUGUCAAGACCCUGGACUAAGAUAAGGUAAAGCAUUUAAUAUUUUUCAAUCAGUCGAAUAGUCAUGUUUAGUCGUGCAUAGUUUGAUUCUAUCUGACAAGUUUAAGACUCAUUUUAGAUAACCAAUAAGUUUGAUUACUGCAUUUUGUCUCUUUCAGUACAGUUUGAACCGAAAUUUUAUUGUCCGGUUAUUUUAAUCGGACGAUCAAUGUUAACGGUACAAUCAAAAAUUAUGUCUUGUCUAUCAACAUUUUAGUAAAGUUAUUUGUUUGUUGAGAAAAACUUACCAGUAACUAAUUUAUUCGAAAGUGCAUGGUAUUAAGUACAAUUACAAUUUUAAGCCGCAGAAAUAAUGCAUAUACUGUUUUUAUUUUAUUUUUUUAUUUAGUACACAUUUUUUUUUUUUUUAAAAUGGUUGCCAAAAUGCCAACUCUAGGCAAGCACCUCCUUGGUGCCUUUAAUUUUUUUGGCGCUGUCGCCACUUUACGAGCGCGCGGCGUCCCUCUCUUUGCUUAAGGAAUAAAGCUAAUUAUACAAUAGGGCACAAAUAUCCUGGGACGUUGAAUGAAAUUGCUGGACUUUGGUCGAUAUGUCUACCAACAUCAACGUGUCGCAGGAUAAUUGUUCCUUAGUACCUAUAUCCAUGUCACACAUGACAAUUUGGCUUAACACCUCUGGUCUCCUCCAAUGGCAUCCAUUAGGCUCUGUAUAUAGCCUUAAUCUUAUCCAAUAAGUUUCAAAGACUAUU
Molecule: messenger RNA, 2700 nt
Organism: Spodoptera litura
Lineage: Eukaryota; Metazoa; Arthropoda; Insecta; Lepidoptera; Noctuidae
Biological process (GO): regulation of transcription by RNA polymerase II
Cellular component (GO): nucleus
Molecular function (GO): DNA-binding transcription factor activity, RNA polymerase II-specific; RNA polymerase II transcription regulatory region sequence-specific DNA binding
Source: RefSeq, a predicted model, not a curated record